AGGCUAUUCUCUGAUUAAACAAACAUAGAUAUCUUUUCUUCUUGUUUUUGUUAUCGCUUUCAUGAUUUAAUUUCUGGAAACCAAUAUCCUCUUAAAGGAUUUUCAAUUCGUUUAAGGUUUACUUUUCUUGAAUGUUUUCUGCCAUGGAAGGUGAUUGUUUCUCAAGUUCAAGUUGGACGAGUGGAGAGAAGAGGAAGGUGCAAAGGAAACAACAAAAGGAGAAACCUUUUAGAGGGAUAAGAAUGAGGAAGUGGGGAAAAUGGGUGGCUGAAAUCAGGGAACCGAACAAGAGGUCUAGGAUUUGGCUCGGCUCUUACACUACACCCAUCGCCGCCGCCCGUGCCUAUGACACCGCCGUUUUCUACCUGCGUGGCCCUUCGGCGAGGCUUAACUUCCCCGACCUCGUUUUGCAAGAAGAGGACCAACUUAAAGACAUCUCGGCCGCUUCCAUUAGAAAGAAAGCAACCGAGGUUGGUGCUAAAGUCGACGCCUUGCAGACGUCGUCGCUUCAUAAUCAUGUUUCUGCAUCGGAAUUGCCAAGUAGUAGCCCUCGAGUUUUCCAGAAACCUGAUUUGAAUAAGUACCCCGAAAGUUCUGACGAAGAUUGAGUCCAUAUAUACAAUUGCGAUCAAUGAUGAUCAU
This is a messenger RNA of Hibiscus syriacus, 642 nucleotides long. Its product is annotated as ethylene-responsive transcription factor RAP2-1-like. The transcript is spliced from 2 exons. Gene Ontology annotation, biological process: regulation of DNA-templated transcription. Gene Ontology annotation, molecular function: DNA-binding transcription factor activity; DNA binding. The record is from RefSeq and is a predicted model, not a curated record. Bases 132 to 608 code for a protein of 158 amino acids. NCBI's taxonomy places the organism in Eukaryota, Viridiplantae, Streptophyta, Magnoliopsida, Malvales, Malvaceae.